AUGGGCAGUUUAGGCGCAAAGAGAUAUUUCGUUAAAAUUUCUAGUGAUCUUGCGGGCGAGUUCCCUUUUUUCACGCAAAGAGAAAGUGCAAGUCACAAAGUUGGUUUCUCUGGAAUACAAAAGUGUACAACAGCAAUCAGGCAACUAGCGUAUGGCACAGCGAGUGAUGCGUGGGAUGAAUAUUUAAGGAUGUCGGCAAGAAUGUGUCGUGACUCUCUUGAAAAUUUCUGUGAAGGUGUUAUCUCUCUGUACGGGAGACGCUACUUGCGGAUGCCAACCGCCGCGGACGUUCCACUUCUAUACGAGGCCCAUCAGCGCAUACACGGUUUUCCUGGGAUGUUGGGGAGUCUUGAUUGCACGCACUGGGAUUGGGCGUCAUGUCCAACCGCUUGGAAAGGGCAACAUCAUCGUGGUGACCACGAUGGUCCCACCCUAAUAUUACAAGCGGUCGCUUCUCAAGAUUUAUGGAUUUGGCAUGCGUACUUUGGCAUGGCCGGUGCGAACAAUGACAUCGCUGUUUUAAUGUCCUCGAAUCUUUUCGACGAUGUCAUAGACGGUGUUGCACCAAAUACUUCGUUCUAUGCAAACGACGUGGAGUAUAAGUAUGGGUACUAUCUCACAGGCGGUAUUUAUCCCGAGUGGGCGACGUUGGUAAAAACUCUUUCGUGUCCAGAUGAUGAAAAAAGAUUGUAUUUCAAGAAAAAACAAGAGUCAGCAAGAAAGGAUAUCGAGCGGGCUUUCGGUGUAUUAAAAAAGAGAUGGUCUAUCAUCGCCCAGCCGUCGAGGAUACUUGAAAAAAGAAAAAUGAGAAACGUCAUGUAUACGUGCAUCAUUUUGCAUAACAUGAUAUUGGAGGAUUCGGGUAGAGCGUUUUGUGGAGAAAGUUAUGAUGAAAGUAUCCAACCGACGAACCCAAUACUAACAUACGCUGAAAAAGAAGCUAUCCGAUCGAAGAUCUGUAGUCUUACUGAUCUUGGGAAGUGUGACGGUGUGGAUCUUGGUAUUGUUCUUCUCGAGCUUGAUUGGUGA
Helianthus annuus (common sunflower) is the source of this 1029-nucleotide messenger RNA. RefSeq names its product protein ALP1-like. Bases 1 to 1029 code for a protein of 342 amino acids. The record is from RefSeq and is a predicted model, not a curated record. NCBI's taxonomy places the organism in Eukaryota, Viridiplantae, Streptophyta, Magnoliopsida, Asterales, Asteraceae. The transcript is spliced from 3 exons.